AUGUCCUCUCAGGUUGAGGUGACAACAACUGAGAUCAAGAAAGACUCGGUCACUUGUCACCUAUCAAGCAUGUUGCCUACUUUAGUUCAUGCGGGAAACAGAACCGCUGCUAACAAAGGUCGUAAGCGAGCGGCAGAUUUGACUGCGCUCCUUUUAACACUAAACAAAAUAGAACUAACGAAUGAAAUAGCUGCGCAGAAACCUCCAUCUAUCAGAAGAAACUCACUUCUUGAGAGCGCAACACACGUCCUCAGAUUAAAGUUUCGCCACUCCGAAGUGGGCACGGAAAACUGCGCUCGUCUCAGGAGAUGGGAUGCGUUACACAUGACACAGCUACCUUGGCUUGCAACUCUGGAUGCAUUCUUUGAAGGUCACCAUCCGAAGAAGAAGACAGUGGUUGCCAAAGUGACUGAGCUGAUUGGCAAACUUCUAUGA
Messenger RNA from Opisthorchis viverrini, 435 nucleotides. RefSeq lists its product as hypothetical. NCBI's taxonomy places the organism in Eukaryota, Metazoa, Platyhelminthes, Trematoda, Opisthorchiida, Opisthorchiidae. The coding region runs from base 1 to 435 and encodes 144 amino acids. The record is from RefSeq and is a predicted model, not a curated record. The transcript has 3 exons.